Messenger RNA from Suillus plorans, 906 nucleotides. RefSeq lists its product as uncharacterized. NCBI's taxonomy places the organism in Eukaryota, Fungi, Basidiomycota, Agaricomycetes, Boletales, Suillaceae. The record is from RefSeq and is a predicted model, not a curated record. The transcript has 6 exons. Bases 1 to 906 code for a protein of 301 amino acids.
AUGCCUUCUCAUAGAGAUAAUGAGCGCCGUUCACGUCAUGACCGUUCACGCUCCAGAGACAGAAGAGAACGUUCGCCUACCCCAGAAAGUGGCUACGACCUUCCGCAAGGCGUCUCACCCAUAUCGGAGUCGGACUACUUUUUGAAAAAUACGGAGUUUAGACUAUGGCUAAAGGAGGAGAAGCACAAGUACUUUGAUGAGCUCUCGAGUGAGAAAGCUAGGAGCUACUUCCGAAAGUUUGUAAAGGCAUGGAACAGAGCGAAACUACCGAAGUCCCUAUACUCCGAGGCCGGCUCCUAUAUAUCAUCAGCAGCAAACCAAACGGCUUACAAAUGGUCUUUCGCAUCUAAGGGCUCAAAUGUAGACGCAGGAACCUUGAAGGCCGUUCGAGAAGAGGUUGAUUCCGCGACGUACCGGCGUGCUACUAGUUCAUCCGAUACCGGUGGAAGUCGAAGCCGCGUACACGGCCCAACUCUCCCUUCAGCGUCUGAUCGAGUCCUUGCCCGGGAAGCUGCGUCGGAGUAUCAAGCAGCAGAACAUAGCAUGAAGCGUAAACGAGAUCGCGCAGAAGCGAAAGAGCGCGUCGAGGACAUGGUGGGGCCGAAAGAGGUCGGUAGAGAGGGCAUGCUGGAGAAGAAGCGUGCCCGGAGAGAGGACGACCGUGCAUUUAGGGAGAAAGGUGAUGACGGCUUUGAAGCCGACGAGUCGACCCUCCUCGGUGGUGGGGAUAGUUUCAGGGACCACAUUGCUCGGCGAGAUGCAGCACGGAAACGAUUCGAGGAGAAGCGUUCUGCAGGGAAAGAAGAUAAAACUGCUGGUGUACGCGAACGUGCUGCGGCCUUGCGAGAGAAGGACAAGGCUACGAUGGACAUGUUUCAACAGCUGGCAAAGCAGAGAUUCGGCUAA